This is a messenger RNA of Girardinichthys multiradiatus, 3844 nucleotides long. RefSeq names its product RIPOR family member 3 (gene ripor3). The record is from RefSeq and is a predicted model, not a curated record. The coding region runs from base 441 to 3455 and encodes 1004 amino acids. NCBI's taxonomy places the organism in Eukaryota, Metazoa, Chordata, Actinopteri, Cyprinodontiformes, Goodeidae. The transcript has 27 exons.
AAAGUUUCUAACAAUGAGAAAUGAGGAGACAUGAGAAGAAGAUGAAGGAGAAACGGAGCGUCUCCAGGCUAGAUUACAUUGUAGUAAAACCCUGCUGAGCUGCUGUAAGACUGAACGCUAUCAGGACCGAGCAGGCAGCUGCCAAACCCACCGAAACACACACACACACACACACACACACACACACACAGAAAGCAGCUUUAGAUAUGACUCGCCCGCUGCGGCCGUUCGGUGUGUUGAACCUGCACUGACAGUUGGGAAUAACUGGUUCUUCAUCCUGUAUGAGAGAUGGAGUGACACCAAAGUGACGAUCUGAGCCCUGACAUCAUUACAGACGGAGCAGAAAAACGAGAGAUGCUGAAUGCUCCUCCAUCCUAUUUUGGAUCAUCCAACACCAGUGUGGUCCUCCAGACUUGAGAUUUGGCGUGACUGCUAUCAGGAUGUCAGUGAAGCUUCGGUUCAACUUCCCGUCAGAUGGAGGUCUGGUCCACAGAAGCUGCUCUUUCACAGGGUUCAGCUCGCUGAGUGGUCGACAACGGUCUUCCUCCGUACGUGGCUCUUUUCGCUCCAAAGCCAUGAUGGAUGGUAAAUCUCGCAGAUUGCACCUCUCUCCUCACAGAGGGUCAGCAGCUACCUGGUCAAAGCCGGAGCAGGUCGACAGGGUCUUCCAAGCACUUCGCAAUGGACUCAAUGAAUAUUUAGAGGUCCACCAGGCAGAAAUGGAGCUCCUGUCUUCACAGCAGAAAGAAACCAAGAGGAAUUCCAGACUGGCGUUUCUUUAUGAUCUGGAGAAGGAGAUUAAAGUGUUGGAGAGAUACAUACGGCGAUUAGAGUUUCAGAUCAGCAAGGUGGAGGAGUUGUAUGAGACCUACUGCAUUCAGUGGAAGCUGUGUCAAGGAGCAGUGAACAUGAAGAGAGCUUUCUCACUUUCUCCAUCUACCAGAGCUUCCAGAGAGAGUCUGCUGGAGCUCGGCCGCAAUCACCGCCACAGCCUCCAGGACAUGUCGACCAUGGAGGGAGAUUUAGAAAUCCUCCUCGGAGAGCUGCACAUCAAAAUGAAGGGACUGAUUGGUUUCGCUCGGCUCUGCCCUGGAGACCAAUACGAGGUGGUGGUGCGGCUGGGCCGGCAGCGAUGGAAAAUCAGAGGAAGGAUCGAGUCGGACGACACUCAGUCUUGGGGUGAAGAGGAGAUGGUCUUCCUCCCACACAUUUACCAUAACUUUGAAAUUAAGGUGACUGAGGCGAAGGGUCUGGGUUGGCUGCUGAUUGGCAUGGUAACGUGUGCUAGCGUGGACUUCUUUGUGGCGAGGCCGCAGCUGAUGUUGGUGGACAUCACAGAGCUGGGAACGAUCAAGCUGCAGCUGGAAGUCACCUGGAACCCGUUCGACGGCAGUGAGAAGAUGAGGCCGCUGUCCGUCAGCAAACAGUCGGGGUCGAGCAGGAAGGGUUCAAUCUACAGCUGGACAGCACCGAACACCCCCUCCUUCACAGAGAAAUACUUCACAUCGAUGGUCCGUGAGCUGCAGGAUCAGGAGGGUUCCCUCCCAUCUCUGGUGUCUAAAGGUCGUCCUAACAGAGGAGGUGCGUCCCUGCUCAGCUACCUGUCUGACCCUUCACACACCUCCGCAGAAUCAGGCCCUCAAAGUCCGUACAUCACCAGUCUUACUCGGGCUCACAGCUACCCCUCCACCAGCCUGGGAGGAAGUCGGACACAGCUUUUCUUUGGAGAGGAAGAGGAGCAGGAGGCGAGGCAGAGGUUCAAUGGGAAGGUUGACGAGGAGGAGUGGGGAGGUGUGUUGGAGACUUCAUCAGGAGAAACAACUAAAACUGCUUCUCUUGUGGCCUUACUGAGGUCUAGCACUCCAGACAUCCUUAGAAAGCACCCCUCAGGAGAACCCGACCCUGAGAUACAAAGAGCGACUGUGCAGCAGAGAGGUGAACAGGAGUCCCCUAACAAACCAACAGACAUUGAGACCCUCCCAUCCAUGCCAUCCACUCAGCCUCCAGUUGCCUCCCCAGCUUUAGCUCCACCAGCAGCUCCAACCUCAGGGAGACCCAGGGUGAGCAGUGCCCAGCGUCGAACCCAGUCCACCAGGCUGGGAGCCCUGAUGGCAGAGCUGGAGAAGUCAUUUCACAGUGAAAGCAGCACUGAUAAGGAGCUUAGAGUUUUGCAGCACCAGAUUCAGCACCUGGGUACCAUCCUGAAGAACGACCUCUCCCUGCUCAGAAGCUCAUCAGAGGAAACUCUGGUCGUCGAGGAAGUCCUGGGCAGCUUUGACUUCCUGUCAAAUGACUUUAAUGCAGAUGACGACACUUCCUGUUUGGGCAGCGUGAGGCUAAAAGACAGCGGCAUCAGUUCAUUCCAGCAGAGCACUCUGAAGAGUCUCGGCCCCCUGUCUAAAGACAGCCAGUCAGCUUCAGAGGAGGAGUUGGUCAUCGCCCCUCUGACUUCUGGGAACUGGGGUCUGGACCAGGCUCUGGAGACGCACCUGGACAUCUGCUGCAUCCUGCAGGAGAUGAUGAAAACAAGUGACUUCAGCCUUUCUCGAAGGGAGCUGCUGCAGGAGAUGUCCAACCAGACUGAGGUUCUGGCCAGAGUCAGCUGUCUGCUGCUGGAGAAGAGCAACAACAUCACACCAAGAGACAUCCUUCCCAAAGCCCAGAGAUCGAGAAGUAUCCUGCUGUUCUGGGAGGAGUGUGUGAACGACAGCAGCUCUCCUUUCUGCUGCAACGUGGAAAACUUUUCCAGGACACUGAAGAAACGCUACACUCAUAAGGUGAAAGCCAAGCAGCCUGGACAGUCAGAGAAAGUUUUUGCCCGACUCUUGCAGCAGCUGCAGUUGGUCUGCAGGCUGCUGCCCUGCCGUCGAUCCGUCUGCAGCCCAGAGAGAGUCACCCUCUUCCAGCUUUCCGUUUAUCUGAACCGCUGGAGCUUCCAGGAUCUGGGAGAGCACAUCUCCCGCUUGUCCAAAGAAGAGUACAUCCUGUCAUUACUGACCAGCCCUAAACGGAGGAGGGCUUUAAAUAAAUUGAGGGGGCAGAGCAUAUCAGAGCUCCUCCCACUGCGAUGCACACUGCAGACUCUCGCCGCCCUGCUGGUCGACUCCAAUCAUAAAGUCUGCAAAGCUGCAACCAACUGCAUCUAUAGAGCUGCUGGCUGCAAGUCCUUCAGAACCAAGGCGGUGGUUUUCUACACGGAGAGUCUGAGAAGCUCCGAUGUUCAGACCCAGCAGGGCUCCUGUCUGGCUCUGAAAUGUCUCAGGGCAACUGAGAGCGUGGACCACAUCGCGGAUCUGUGGAGAUCCAUGGAUGAAGAUCUAUGCAGCGUCGCCAAAGAAACCAUCUUGUCCUUUGGUAAAAAGGGAUACGAGGCCUUCCAGAGAAUGCAGCAGAUGUACGUUGAGAUGCAGGAGGAGGCUUACCAGAACCAAGAGACUGAGAUCACCAUUUUAUAGGAAACGAUUCAACUGAGUUUAGAGACGGAAUCAAAAUCAGGCUGAAGUCCGACUCGGAUAAACUUUACAAACCUGUCGGAAAACGAGGACAAAACUUUUUUCUUUAAUUAAUGAAAACCAGAGGAGGUAAAGGAAGAUCUGAUGCUUUACCUGCAGAGUUUUACCUGCAGAACUUGAAUUUAUUUUUGUCGGAAACUUGCCUUGUUUAAGAGAUUCUCUGUUGCAGAAACAAAUGCAGCUUUAAAUUCAUUUUACAUGGCUGGGAAAAAGAAUAGAUUUGUUUUAAUUAUAGCUGAUGUUUUUAGUUUGUGAUUAAGAUGCAUGAGUUAAAAUAUUUUGUGCAUAUUAAGCCCACAAGGACUGAAUAAAUCCAGAAUGGUGGUCCCAAA